CUGGCAAUUGGAAGGCGUAGCAGAGCAUUCAUCAACGCCAUCUCUUCAUUUUCCCUCAUCUGCUAGGCUGUGCCUCGUCUGUGCUUUCGCCCUCUUUAACCUGCUCUCUUUGCCUGGUGCAACAAUCAGUCCUUCAUUCGUUCCACACCGUCAAGAAAUACAACACACUCCAGGAUGAGUUCGUACGACCAAGCGCCAGCGGUUGCCGACACCGAAGUCACCAACGUCUUGGACAACGUGGACAUUGACAUGGUCAUGAAGGUCCUCACUCAAACUGCUUUCAGUCCUUUCUUCACCUUCUUCGUGCCUAUCUUCUACAUAUUUCAAGGGUACUCCUACAAUAGCAAUGUCGUUCUCGCACCUACUGCGUACUGUGCUGCUAUCUCGGCCUUCUGGGCUUUGAAAUGGCUCUCGAGGUUGUAUAGAAACCAAGCAAGCUUAUUCUUUGCACCGCCCCGUCUGGACUGGGCGGAGGAGAUCGUAGUCAUCACUGGAGGUUCCUCCGGCAUCGGCGAGCUUUUGGCCAACACGCUUGCUGUUCGUAACGUCACCGUCGUCGUACUUGAUGUUAAACCCAUUGUCACCGAAAACUACAACAUCGCCUACUACAAGUGCGAUGUUUCAAAGUGGGAGGAGGUGGAAGCUGUUUCGAAGCAGAUUGUUGAAGAGCUUGGUCACCCAACUAUGCUCAUUAAUAAUGCCGGCGUCGUUCAAGGGAAAUUGCUACUUGACUUGAAACCAGAGGACAUCCAGCAGACGUUCGGCGUUAAUACCAUUGCUCAGUACUACACUCUUAAAGCCUUCUUGCCGGACAUGAUUGAGAACAAAAAAGGGCACAUUGUCACAAUGUCUUCGGUCCUAGGAUUGGUCGGCAGCGCUCAAAUGACCGACUAUUGUGCGUCGAAGGCGGCCCUCGUCAACUUGCACGAAUCUUUGCGUUAUGAAUUGGAUCAUAGAUACAACGCACCGCAAGUCCGGACCACGCUAGUCCUCCCGGGCCACACUCUCACUCCCUUGUUCUCAACCUCCCGUCUUCCGGAGAACCCGGUCUAUAAAUUCUUUGUCCCGUCGCUUCCUCCCGUCACUAUAGUCAAGGCAAUCAUCACUGCCCUCGACUCCCAACACUCGCAAAUCUUACGCUUGCCGUUCUACGCCAACUUUGCUCCUUAUUUGCCUCUGCUGCCAAGCUACCUUCGUGACCUGGGGCAGUGGCUUGCUGGCGCUGAUUAUGCUAUGGAGGGCUUCCAGAAGGUAACGGGACGGCGACCUGAAGAAGGGGAGUUAGCCACCAAGAAGCAUUGAUCAUGGGCUCAUAAGAUUAUUGGUCUCGUUGGAUGUGCACUCUGCGAGUGCUUGUGUUGUAUUGCUUAUGGCUGAAUGAUAGGGCAAUUGAAGUAGCUUUACGGCGUCUGCACUUCCGCGGUCUACGGGUUCAAGUUAAAGCAGUGCUACUCCUGUGCUUUCCGAGACGCCACACAACACGAGUGGCGAGUGCAAGAAGCUCAAAGUAGGCAGGUCAUACUGUCGCUGGUAACGUGCGUGAGGUGUGUAACAAGGGAGUGUAUGCCUACGACAGUCAAGCUUUAUACAGCGAGUGGGCUGGCGAAAGAAGG
Molecule: messenger RNA, 1613 nt
Organism: Coniophora puteana RWD-64-598 SS2
Lineage: Eukaryota; Fungi; Basidiomycota; Agaricomycetes; Boletales; Coniophoraceae
Product: retinal short-chain dehydrogenase reductase
Exons: 11
Coding region: 175-1302 (375 amino acids)
Molecular function (GO): oxidoreductase activity, acting on the CH-OH group of donors, NAD or NADP as acceptor
Source: RefSeq, a predicted model, not a curated record